This is a messenger RNA of Argiope bruennichi, 5282 nucleotides long. RefSeq lists its product as uncharacterized. Gene Ontology annotation, cellular component: membrane. The record is from RefSeq and is a predicted model, not a curated record. NCBI's taxonomy places the organism in Eukaryota, Metazoa, Arthropoda, Arachnida, Araneae, Araneidae. The transcript has 20 exons. Gene Ontology annotation, biological process: acrosome reaction; proteolysis. Gene Ontology annotation, molecular function: serine-type endopeptidase activity; protein binding. Bases 165 to 4832 code for a protein of 1555 amino acids.
CUUCAUUGCCAUCACUUUCACUGCUCCCGUGAAGGUCAGGCUCAGGUGAAGGGAAGAAGACGAAGUCAGAGCAUACCUCCGUGUGUUUGUUGUGAGAAAAGCGCGGAUUACUGAGGGUAGCAUGCGUGCGGUGCUCCGGCGGUGAAUUUCCUGCGGUGCCAACCAUGAGUCAUGACGGAUCGUCCUGCAAAUCCUACAUCAAACACCCCACAGAAAAGGAACGUCUGGAUCACCUGGCCUUCACAUCUUUUCCCGAAGACUACCUCCCCUAUGCCUCCAACUACCACCAGAGGGCGGGAGGAAAAGCCCCGCCCUACCUCGUGUGGGACGAGAGGAGGCCUCGAAGGGGGCGCAGCUGCUGCAGCACGACAGCCCUCGUCUCUGCCAUCGCCCUUAUUGUGGCAGCCAUCUUGGCCGUGGUAGCCAUAUCCGUGUACCUCGGAGUCGUCACAAAUUUGUUUCGUUCACCAGUGCUAUCAUUGAGCGGGAAAUUCCGAGUGUCCCACGGGGAUGAUUUCGUGGAUGAGUUGCUCAACACCACUUCACUUCAGUUCCUAACAAAGGCAGAAAGCUACCAGGCCAUGGUAGAAAAUGCCUUCCUAUCUAGUUCCUUAGAGCCUGCAUUCAUUGCUGCCAGAAUAUACGCUUUCAGACCGGGUCUUCUGGUCUUUUUCCGAGUUUAUUUAGACCGAAGAAAACUCCAGGCAGAUGACUCAGACACUUUAAAACUCAUCAAGAGCCUAUUAGGAGAGGAGACACCCGCUUUUGGGGCUCUCAGGAUAGAUCGAGAGUCCGUUGAUGUUGAUGAGAACGAAGAGUGGAUUUCCGUCCCUGGUGUUGAGCAACGAAUCGGAAAAAGCUCUGCUGUGACGAAAGGCCCUCUACUCCCACCUAGGCUGGCCACUGCUCCUCCAAACAAGAGGCCCUUACAGCCUAAAGAUGAAUCCCCUAAGAUGCAAGGAGGCACAGGUGAGGUGGUUCCAGUUGGUGACAUCAGCUCCGAAGAAGAUAAACUACACAAGUUCAGUUAUGGUCAGUGGAAGCCAGUUCCAAUUGAAGAUUCGGUGUCGCCAUCUUUUGGAGAUCAACGAACUCCUCCUGGAAGAGGGAACGUUCGACUUUCUGAAGCUCUGCCUGCCAAUCCUCCUCCUCCUGGAAGAGGGAACGUUCGACUAGCGGAAUCUCAAUCUCCGGCUUCUCCUCCAGGAAGAGGAAACGUUCGACUGGCUGAAGCUCCACUUCCGGCUCCUCCUCCAAAGAAACCCCCUUCUUCUGGGCCCUCUAAUCCUAUGCAUGUAGGUGUGGGAUCAGUAAGUGUCUUGGAAGAUCCACUGUUACAUAUAGACCCAAUUCCACUUCCUCCCAGGAGUGGUCGACCCCUUCUUUUGCAAGAUGCUCCUCCCCAAAGGGGUGAAGUAGCCUCUUCCAUUAUGUCCUCAGUCUCUCUAGUUGUUCGACCGCCUUCGAACACUACAAGAAACCGAACCUCGGAAUCCGGAAGUCCUGAUAGGAAUGAACGCCCCUUCAGGCACACUUUGCCAAUUCGGAAGGAACAGGCAUCAUAUCGAUUCCUGGACGAAGGUAUGGUUGGAGAAGGAUCGGUUCAACUUGAGCCAGAUUCAGUGGAAGAGGAGAAUUCAUCUGGAUCCAUUAGUGGCUCAUUCUCAUCUGAAAGCCAAGUAGUGGAAGGAAGUGUUCUUCUAAAAGAAUCUUCGGUGGAAUAUUUAAGCAAAACCCCUUCUCCCGAUGACAUGAAUUCGGCACCAGAGAAUCUGAAAUUGAAAGAAUCUUCUGUAGAAUACACAAAAACAGACUCGAAAUCGGACUUUUCUAAAGAUAACUCAAGUGAAAUGGCAGUUCCCGAUACUACUACAAGAAAUAUAUUUCUUACGGAAUCUUCAGUAGAAUACCAAAGCAGUGAACUUGUUGAAGAAAGAACUCUCUCUGAUAUUUAUAUCAAUCAAACGGAAAACAAUACAAAAAUUUCAGAAUCUAAGGAAUUAACAAAUCCUAGUGGCGUUAUAGAGAGUGUGUUGGUUGUUAAUAACUCCAAAGAAAAUUCUUGGACACCCUAUGUCACAACUGAGUUUUUAACAAAUUUUAAUGAAACCAUAAAUAACAUUACUAGUCCAGACUCAGAGGAAAUUUUUGAUUACAUCGGUGUCUCCAGUAAUGAAAUGGAACACAAGCGUGAAAAUGUGUUAAACAUUUAUAGUGCCAAAAGUGAUAUUGGAUUUAGCCAUCAAAACCAUUCAAAUGCAGAAACAGGCACAUCUCUAGACGAAUACGAUGAAGGGACUCCAGUAUCACUGAAUGAGGAGAGGGAUUCGGAAGAGAUUACUUUCGAAGAAAAGGAAACAACUUCUGCUAUCCUUUACACUAAGUACAUUAGUACUGAAAAUUUUAUUACCGAACAUCAACCUGAUCAAAGUUUCGAACACAAAAAUGCAUCUGUCAUCUCGAGUACGAGUAUUCCUUCGCUUUUCAGAGAUGAAGAAUCGUCAGGAGAGACCACAAAAUAUUUUAAUAUCGUCAAUACUACAAAAGAAUCUGAAGCAUCAAUUGAUAUAAGCAGCUCUGAAAGAGACGAAACUAGUGUUCCUACAGAAUUUGAAGAUGAAUCCGAAAUCAACGAUAUUAAACUAGCAGAUAGCAACGAUUCUCAGAAUCAUUCCAUCAAUUUUCUAUCAAAAGAUUCAAAUCCAAAUCACAUAACGAUGCACACUCAGCAAGGCCAUGGGUUCCAUAGACCCCUUCCAAAACCGUCUUCUGCAAAUAACUCUUCUACUGUACACACAACAGAAUUACCAUCAUCCGCACAUGAGGUUGACACCGAGUCUAAAAUUUCGUUCAUUUCAAACAAUCCAACUGAAUCUUCCACGACUUUAUCGAAAUCUGAUAAUCUCCAGAAGACUACUUAUCCCAUAACAAUAUUGGAUGAAGAAGACGGAAUGGAAACUUCUUCGGUUUCGCCACCAUCCUCUUUUCGAACGACUGACAUUCCCCACACCACUGCAGAAGAGUUGUCAACUUCUGGUUCCCAUCUGAGCGAGGCUGCUACCAAUGAUUCUUUUGUUCCCAAAAUAGUGCCUCAGCAAUCGGACCUCAGUUUUGAUGAAAAUGCCAUCGAAUCAGGAGAAGAUGUGUCAGACUGGACAGACGAUGACCUUCUAGAUCUAGACAGGAGAACUGAAAUCAUUCGCCACAUCACCACUCUCCCUCCAACUCCUGUGAGUCUUGGCAAGCACCCCGUCUUCAUUUCUCAGAAAUGUGCGGAUGACGAGUUCCAGUGCGAGAGCGGCGAGUGCGUGGACUUGAAUGGACGCUGCAACAUGCGUAGGGAUUGUAGAGAUAACUCCGACGAGAAGAAUUGCUCUUGCUCCGAACUGCUGCGGGUGAUGGGCCAGUCUCAAAAGAUCUGUGACGGAGUGGAAGAUUGCGAAGAUCAUAGCGACGAACAGAACUGUCCCUGGUGCUCCGAAGGACAAGUUGUGUGCCCCCAGAACAAGUUCUGCAUCAAUCAGUCCCAAGUGUGCGAUGGUAACAAUGAUUGUCCUUCCGGAAUGGAUGAAAGAUAUUGCGUGAAACUAGCCGAAAACGCAGAGGAUGCUCGGGGGCUACACUACAGAGAGCAAGGUUUCCUGAUGGUUAGAAAAGAAGGCGCAUGGGGAAAACUGUGUCUCGACAAUCUCCACGAUUCUCGAGCUCUCAGGCUCAAGUUAGACGAACUUGGGGAAGCUGUGUGUUCCGCUCUGACAUUCAGGAGCGUAUCUGAGUCAAAACGAAUACAAGACAUAAAGAAUUCCAACGACACUUACUACGUCAUCUCGAACGAAGCAUCCACGCCCAACAAGAGGUCGAGUGCUAUUUUCCACCCUUCCGUUUGUGAGAGCAGAGAAGUGAUGCGGGUGGAAUGUGGAUCACUAGAGUGCGGCUUGCGACCAAUGGCCACCUCCCAUCGACGGCGCAUCGUGGGCGGGCAGAGUGCUAGUUCGGGUUCUUGGCCCUGGCAAGUGGCCCUAUACAAAGAAGGGGACUUCCAGUGCGGUGCCGUCCUCAUUUCAGACACAUGGCUCAUUUCCGCUGGACAUUGCUUCUACAGCACUCUAAACGCCCAUUGGGUGGCUCGACUAGGUCUCCUGAGACGAGGCUCCGAGCUGUCACCACCCUCCGAGCAGGUGAGAAGGGUGGCUCAGAUCUUCCUUCACCCGAACUAUGAAGACAAAGGAUUCAUCAAUGACAUUGCGCUGCUACGACUCGACAGACCCGUUCUCUUCAGUGAUUACCUUCGACCAGUGUGUCUUCCAACCGCUGAAGAGGAUCCAGGCCUUUGGCAUGGAAGGCAGUGCUCUGUCGUAGGUUGGGGAAAACUGUACGAAAUAGGACAUACAUUCCCGGACAGUCUACAAGAGGUCCGACUUCCUGUGAUUUCAACCGAAGAAUGCCGGAAACGUAUCCUCUUCCUCACCAUGUACCACAUCACAGACAACAUGUUUUGUGCCGGAUAUGAGAGGGGAGGAAGGGAUGCAUGUCUGGGCGACAGUGGAGGACCUCUGAUGUGCCAACGCGAGGAUGGUCGCUGGAUUCUUCUAGGUGUGACUAGCAAUGGAGACGGAUGUGGGAGGCCAGGACGUCCGGGGGUAUAUACCAAAGUGGCAAACUAUUUAGAUUGGAUCCACAAAAUCAUAGAGGCCAAACAUUCUAUUCAAAUUCUACCCGAUUCCUGCGAGGGUGUGCGCUGUAGAUUGGGCAGAUGCAUCGCCCCCUACAAGAUGUGUGACGGACGAUGGGAUUGUUCUGAAGGAAAGGACGAGGACCACUGCUUUGAAUAAACAACCCUAUCAUCUCCCAUAAAAUUCAUUCUCUCGGGUCUUCAUUGGUUGUGGCCGAUCAAAUUUUACUUCAAAUGGCUUGAAGCGGGGAACAAAAAUCAAAUUCUCUCUUUUUACGUUGAUGAAAUUUGCUCACUUUCACUCUGCGUGUAGGUUUUGUAUGUUAAUUUAUUUUUUUAAGGAUUGACAGCAGAGUUUUUGUUAUUCCGGAACAUAAAAACUCAUCGAAAUGAAAUUUCCAGAAAAGACUGAUCAUUUCGAAUUUUGCAUUUGAAAACUUUUUUUUUUAAAGACAUUUUUUUUCUUCUUGUGAGCUGUGUUAUUUAUGUGAGUGUGUGUCAUGUUAACAUAUCUCGAAACAAUUUUGUAAGCAUUAUUUUAGCAUGUUUUGUAAACUUUUAAAAUUUAUUUAUUAUUUUAAUUUUUAUGUAAUGCUUACAAUGUUGUUUU